Molecule: messenger RNA, 3421 nt
Organism: Haliotis rubra (blacklip abalone)
Lineage: Eukaryota; Metazoa; Mollusca; Gastropoda; Lepetellida; Haliotidae
Exons: 2
Coding region: 167-3202 (1011 amino acids)
Biological process (GO): G protein-coupled receptor signaling pathway; cell surface receptor signaling pathway
Cellular component (GO): membrane
Molecular function (GO): G protein-coupled receptor activity
Source: RefSeq, a predicted model, not a curated record
UCUCCUUGUGUAUAACCUAUGGUCAAGUAUCGCCGUCGAGACGCUUGAUUCUAGGGACACAGAGAGGAGGACUUCUGUAGACAAUCUUGCUAGCGGUUAUGAGGGUUACUCAGCGAGUUCGCCAACUGGAAAUCGUGAAUCGUCCAUAGGCAUAACUUCUUCGGUGAUGGAGUCCACAGGGAUAUGGGCUUCCUCGAUAGACCUAUCCACGCAUGUCCCUGUAUCUGAACCUACAGUCGUGCUUGAUUCAAUAACAGAAGCCGACCCACUGCUUGUUCAAGCGUCAGAGCCCACAGCCGUGUAUGAUUCGGCAACAGAACGCACCUCAAACCUUCUCAGGGUAUCUGAUCUCACAGGUACGUUUGAUUCAAUGACAGUGGCCGUAGCUAUGCUUGAUUCAGCGACAGAAACCCCAGCUAUGCUUGAUUCAGCAACAGAAACCCCAGCCAUGCUUGAUUCAGCGAUUAAAACUGCAGAAACAACAGCCGCGUCUGUUUCAGUGUCAGCGACCCCGGUUUUGCUUGGCUCAUCUACAGAAACCACAGACAUAAUUGAUUCAUUUGUACUAAGAAGUAUCACAUCCACAAAUGAGACAACUCAUGUAAGUGCCAGUCACCUACUAACCAACACAUCCUUCCAGGACACCGUAUACAGUAACACAGGCAAUGCUACGGUCGAUGGUGAUCGGCCUCCUCCGAUGGAGUGGGCCGAAGAUGAGCUCGUGCUUGUUGAUGGACCAAAGACGAGCUACACUCUCGCCUACCAAGUAGAAGCUUGUGGACGGCACUGCAGGAACGGCACCAUCGUUUGGUCAGCACCUCCACGGAACUCGCCCUUCAGCUGCAGCAGGUGCUAUUGUGACAAUCUCUGCACAUCAUACGGCGAUUGCUGCCCGGACGAAAAUGGUACUGUGCCUUCCCGCGAUUUGGAUGUCGGCUACGUGUGUAUGAGGCCAGGUAGAUUUACCACUACAAUGUACUACAUGAUAAAGCGGUGCCCGUUCAGUGUAACCAGUGUGGUUAACGAUGAGCUGUACCCUGUGACAUCCGUCCGGACACUUCAGACGUACUUUAAUCAAGCCUUUGCUGCAUGCAACAACGAUACUGACGUCAUUCAUUGGUUGAAUGACACUACGUGCUCUGGUAUCGAUGGUAAUGAAACAACAACAAGGGAGACAACUCAAGGGCGAGGCGUAUCAGAAUGUCAUGUCACGUUUACACCAGCUCCAGAGACGGUUACCCAUCGACAAUGCAGCUGGCAUAAAACAGUAGCUGCGGAUAGGAUCGUCGACAAAUGUAACAGCAGUGGGAUAUUGGCAUACGUCGAUCCAGUCCUGGACACUCUUUGCCAGUCGAGUGAAUAUCUGGUAGACAGCUAUGGCACAGUUUACAAGAACGUCUUUUGCUCUUUAUGCAACACCAUUUCACUCAUUCCUCCAGGUUUUGCUGAUGACAUGCAGGAUGCUCCAAUAUCUUUGGGCGUCCUGACUAGCUUCACCGUCCGGGGAGGAAAUCAAGACGAAGAGGCUGAGAAAGUAACCUGUGCAGAGAAUGAAUGGUCAGAUCCCGUUACAAAAAGAUGCAGAGAGAUCAAAUGUGUACCCGGCAGAUAUUUGGAAGGGGAAAACUGUGCCCUUGAUGACACUGACAUUCUUCAUACAGAAUACUACAACGUGAUGAAAUUCACGUUCACCAAGAACAUAUUUGAUGUGAAGAAUUGGACGGACGUAAUGACAAUGGUUAGGAACAGCAUGCCUGAAAUGCUCUCUAAGUUUGAUGUCCUUGUUUACAGUUUUAGAGUGGAAGAACUUGUAUAUCCUGAUUCUGAUCCUGGUGUAGAAACGGAUUAUAAUGUUGGAAUACAUAUUGAGUUUAGAUCUGAGAGGAAUGGUUCACGUUCCGAAUACGAGUCUUACGUGUUCAAUAUAACAUGGGGCGAAUGGGUGUUCCAGUACAAUGGUGCUGUUACAGUUCUCCAGCCAGAACGGUAUGACUAUAGUGCUGAUAGAGAUGACUGGCAUAUCUUUACAUUUGAUCCUUUAGCUAAGACCUGUUGCUCGGACGAGCCUUACGGAACAUGGCUGUAUAGGCUCUCAGAAUUAUUUAGUUGGUUUCCCCUGAAUCCUGAAGUAAUGGUACCUCUCCAUUCACUCUUAUGUCCCUAUGUCAUAUUGGAUGAAGAGGAAUUCACUAUAUCUCCUAACGGGUCUCUUCUGCUGUUCUCCGGAAAUGCCACCUUACGAAAGGAAGAGUAUUUCCAGGAUUAUUUCGAAAUACAAGUAUGCCUUGAUACACUCCGAUUAGCAUUAAACGACUACAAUGAUACUGAGGCAUAUAUCAUGGAAGACAAUAUGUCGCAUGUACAGGGUUAUCUCUCCCUGGUGUGUACUUGUAUAUCUCUGAUCUGCCUCCUCUUAACGCUGAUUACUUUCUUUAAGUUUUCCGCCCUACGGAGCCUCCCUAACAAGAAUACCAUGCUCUUGUCCAUGUCGCUCUUUGCUGCUCAGGGAACAUUCCAGUUCGGUGCCGGACGUACAGGGAACAAAAUGGCCUGCCAAAUAAUCGGUGUUGCCAUCCAUUUCUUGUGGCUGACGGUGGUGUUCUGGAUGAACGUCUGUUGUUAUCAUAUGUUCAGAGUCUUUGCUUCAUCGGCAAAAGGUAGGAUUGCCCAUUCGAUCCAUUGGAAGACUCUAAUGAAGUAUGCCCUUUACGUCUACGGAUCUGCGUCUGCAAUUGUUGCUGCAACCAUUGGCGCUAAUUAUGCCAUUUCACACGGUACGUCCACUGGAUAUGGUGAACGGUUAUGCUAUAUCAACGAUCCAAAGGUCAAUGGUUUGGCGUUCGUUCUACCUCUUGGAAUCACGAUUGUGGUAAAUACAGUUCUGUUCUCCUACUCGAUCUAUACGAUAUCCAAGAUCAGUAAAAUUGAGACGACAUCCUCCCUUGACAGGAGAAACAUGUUUGUCUAUAUCAAAUUGUCGACUCUGACAGGAGUGUUUUGGGGGUUGGCUAUCUUGGCCGAGGUUACAGCCAUCAGCGCAUUAUCCUACAUCUCGGUUGUUCUUAAUGGAAGCCAGGGAGCCUUCAUCUUCAUAUCAUAUGUGGCCAAUCGUCGGGUCUACAGGAUGUGGAGAAAGGUUUGUCGUCACGCAGACUACACUGGGUCUAGAUCGAGUCAAUACACUGAGAGUUCAAGAUUUUAAAUUACACAGAUAUGUAACAUGGCCGUUUAGCGAGGGCUCGAGGUGUACAUCCUAUUCAAAAUGGAGCAAUUUGACAUUGAAAUGUGAUGCAAUGUGUUCACAUCCCUUUGAUGGCUCAAGUAAUUCAUUUACACUCGAUUUGUGAAAUAUAUUUAUGUCAUUGUUUCAUUUUUUUUAUGCAAACAUGCAUAUAAGAGAGUUGAAAUGACAAUGUGGUGA